AUGUCUGCCUGCAAUAAUAUUACCCAAGGGCUUAUUGUCACCGCCAAACAAACAUACUAUCCAAUUGAGCUGUCUAAUGCUGAGUUACUUGCUCACUACGAAACAAUCCAAGACUACCAUCAGGACAUCUCCGCGAACGUGAUAUCGCAGUCAUGCAAGUUCAAGCCCGAUCCAAAACUCAUCGACCAACAACCAGAGAUGAAUCCUCAACAGACCCGUCAGCAGGUUAUGACGGUUUUAUUCGAGCUCGCGGUCAAAACUCGAGUUACUAACGGCAUAUUUUUCCACUCGGCCCGACUUUACGACCGCUACUGCUCCAAAAGAGUGGUGCUCAAAGAACAGGCCAAACUGGUAAUUGCUACGUGCCUCUGGCUCGCUGCCAAGACAUGGGGCGGUUGCAAUCACAUCAUAAACAAUGUUUCCGUUCCCACCGGUGGAAGAUUUUAUGGGCCCAACCCAAGAGCCCGGAUUCCUAGGCUUUCAGAACUCGUACAUUACUGCGGCGGGUCCGAAGUUUUUGACGAGACCAUGUUCUUGCAAAUGGAAAGACACAUUCUGGACACAUUGAGCUGGGACAUCUGCGAACCAAUGGUAAGCGACUACGUACUGAAUGUGGAUGAAAAUUGCUUGAUCCAAUACGAGCUUUACAAAAGACAGCUCGAGCACAACAAGGAAUGGUUUCACAGAAACUCUCAAUCUUCGGACAGCGAUGCCACAGAGGCUGACGAGGAAGAGGACGAAGAUCUGGCGGUAAAGAUCCAGUUGAUUAAUGUAAAGAAAUUUCUCAUAGAUUUGGCAACUUGGCAGAACGAGCUUUUGAAAUAUGAAAUGUUCGAGCUGGCGCAUGGUAUUUUCUCCAUCAUCAAUAAAUUCACCGGCCAAGAGCAGGGCCCACUUCUGCUGGCACCACUGCCAACAGCAGCCAGCCAGGAGCGUUUACUAAAGAUAUUUAUCUUGGGUGUGGUUAGAGCCCCCAAGUCACUGCUGAAAUACUACCAAGACAGCCAGGGCAUCAUGGCGUUUGUGGAAGCCGUCAAAGAAUACUACACACUGGAACAGAAAAAUAUGCAGCUCGCAUCACGCAAGGACCUGUCCCGGACAUCAACGCUACCCUACGACGUUCCUUCGAUGCCAUCUCCUCCUUACCAAGGUGCCAAUUACACACCUUUGAGAAACACGUCAGUUCCAUCUGACGUCAGCAUAUUUAGCACUGCAGAAUCGCAGCCCUCGCCCGUGACGCCUGUCAUGUACUCAUUUGCUCACAAGCCUCAGCCUGGCAGCGCCUGCGGAUCCACGCUCAGCGUAAACAGUAUAUCCAACAAACGUUCUAAGACUCACGACUACGAUUGCAUGGACGAAGACAAGGAAAACUACAAUCAGACUUCAAGCUCAACGUUCGCAGUUCCACCUCGCGCUAAAUUCGUUGGCAACAGUAUUUUUGCAUCUGGUGGCACAUCCACCACAAACAGUAACCGCUCGUCGCUGGUGUCCUUGGCAGUCAGUAACGUUAAUAAUAUGGUGUAA
This is a messenger RNA of Lachancea meyersii CBS 8951, 1524 nucleotides long. NCBI's taxonomy places the organism in Eukaryota, Fungi, Ascomycota, Saccharomycetes, Saccharomycetales, Saccharomycetaceae. The record is from the annotation of a GenBank genome assembly.